AUGGGGUACUGUAACCGAGUCAUCAUCAAGGACUUACACACAGGGAAGAUAUAUCGAUUUCCAGUUCACGAUUGGCUUGGAACUUACAUGGGAAGGCUGGAAUCAGAGAGGUUGGCAGCAGUUGAUAAUGAAGUAAUCAUGAAGAAUGAGGUGAUGAGUAUUCAUAUUCUUGCAGAGACGAUUUCUUACAAGCUAUGUACAGUGGGGGGUGAGUCGAAGGGCCUCUUAUACAACAUGGCCGAUAAUAACCCAGGAGACUUAUACUACUAUAUUGUCAUGGUUGAGACCGGGUAUCGUAUGUGCGCCAGUACUGAUUCAAAGGUAUUCAUCACAAUUUACGGAACUGAUGCAGACGAAGUUUCACGUGAGCUCAAAACUAUACACAUAGAGAGGAACUCCUCGAUUUUCUCAUGGGGCACGUCUGCUCGUUUUCUUCUUAAGAACACCAUGAAUUUCCUACCAAAACCAAAACUUUUCGUCAGGUGCCUCGGAGAUCUUCGUUUUGUGAGGCUCUGGGUAGACAAUUCUGGUCGUAGAGAACGGGGAUCAUGGUACUGUAAUCGAGUCAUCAUCAAGGACUUACAUACAGGGAAGAUAUAUCGAUUUCCAGUUCAUGAUUGGCUUGGAACUUACAUGGGAGAUGGUGAAUCAGAGAGGUUGGCAGCAGUUGAUAAUGAAGUAAUCAUGAAGAAUGAGGUGAUGAGUAUUCAUAUUCUUGCGGAGACGAUUUCCUUACAUAGCUAUGUACACUGGCACAUCCCAAGUUACUUCGAAUUGAAAGAAAUCGAGCUCCUGAAAAAUCGAAAUGAGAAAAGAAAGCUGCCUCCCUACUGGCCGUACGGACUCGGAGUGGCGCUCCAACUCAUACUCCAGUAUUCGCUGAUCGGUCUCUUCAUUCUUGUUAUGUCGGCAAACCAAGAUCACUAUGAAUCUCAUACACAUCCACAUGCACGUUGCACUGAACUGAAGCUGUAUGAGAAGGCAAUGAAGUAG
This is a messenger RNA of Ostertagia ostertagi, 993 nucleotides long. The record is from the annotation of a GenBank genome assembly. Lineage: Eukaryota; Metazoa; Nematoda; Chromadorea; Rhabditida; Trichostrongylidae.